AUCGGGCAGAACUCCCCUAACGAACCCCGAAACUCUCAGAUUGAACCCGGCGAGGCGUGCGAUCGGGGGAAAGUAGGCCGGCCGACGGGGCGCGCGCGUGCACGUAGGGCGCACUUAAUCAGAAUGAAAUCUAAGAACUCGCCAACAAUAGAUUCGUGAUGCCCGAAGGAGACCGGUCGGCGAAAUGAAAGCCCCCGAGAAACAAUGGAAGCGUCCACGCAAGCAUGACGGCCCCAUUCAGAUCCGCAGACGGCAUGCUUAGUGCUGGCCGAAGAAAACGCUCAAAUUUCUAAUCGGUGGAGAGGCCGUCCACAGGACAGAAUAGCAGCUGCGGAAGAGAAACAGACUGUGGCAUGUUAGGGCCAAUGCAUCACCCUCUACGAGGGCGCAUUCUGCUUGCCCUCUUUUUUCUACUUGGUACGUUCGCCUUGCAAUCACGGGCGGCCGCCUUUCCGGAUUGGACCGACUGCCCGGCAGUGUGUCGGUGCAAAUGGACGUCGGGAAAGAAGUCGGCCCUGUGCCCCGACGCCGGCCUAACGUCGCUGCCCGCAUCGCUGGACCCCGACAUGCAGGUGCUGGACUUGUCGGGGAACAAGAUACCAGCGCUACAGUCGGAGAUCUUCAAGCGUUCCGGCCUGCUGAAUCUGCAAAGGGUGUUCUUGAGGAACGCUGGCAUCCAUCAGAUCCACGCGGAUUCGUUCAGGGACAUGAGGAUCCUGGUCGAGAUCGACCUGUCGGACAACCACGUGAAGGCCCUCGAGCCGGGCACAUUCUUGGGCAACGAAAGACUGAGGAUCCUAAUUUUAAGCGGCAACCCUUUGACCGUACUGAGGAGCCACCAGUUCCCCGUGCUCCAGCACCUGCGAAACCUGGAGCUGCAAAGGUGCACGCUGUCGGAGAUACACGGCGAGGCGUUCGUACAUCUCACGGGGCUCGAGUUGCUGAGACUCGACCACAACGAGCUGGAGUAUCUCGACGCGUCGGUGAUAUCGCUGCUGCCGCGUCUCAAGACUCUGACCAUGGACGGUAACAAGUGGAGUUGCGACUGCAGGCUCCGCGACUUCCGCGUCUGGCUGAUCUCCGACGUGCCCAGCAAACUCUAUUCCGUGCCUCAACUGUGUUCAUCGCCGCCGCGUUUGGCGGGUCGCAAGUGGGAGGACGUUAAGCCGACGGAGUACGCCUGCGAGCCGGAAGUUUACGUGCUCUCCAGCAGUAUUCAGGAAGAGAUGAACGGUAACCUGAGUCUGGCCUGCUUGGCAACGGGAGACCCGGAGCCCGAGGUCUGGUGGCAGCUGAACGGCGGUCCGGUGAACGCGUCUAAAUUGACCGAGCAGAUAUACUCCGGCACGUACGUCGCGUACGCGACGUCCGACGUCGGUAUGGCCUACAACGAGCGACCCGCGCCUGGGAGAAUCGUCGACAGGUGGAACAACUUGACCGUCUACAACGCCAGCGACGGCGACGCGGGGGAGUACGCCUGUUUCGCGAAGAACAUCGCCGGUCUGGCGCGGGACACAGUCAGUGUGGCGAUUCCGCGUGUGUACACGGCGCCGACGCUCUCUCAGAGUGACAAUUGGUUGUUGUGGGUCAGUCUGGCGGGCGGUGGCGCCGCCGCCCUGUGCGCCUCGAUCUCCGCGGUGCUGCUGGCGCUGUGCGUGUGCGGCGGGACCCGUCGACACAACGCCCGGGAGAAGGUCAAGCUCCAGAGCAGCACGAGCUUCGGCGACCAAGAGAAGAAGCUCCUCGACCUGUCGGUAACGACGACCACGCCUGGGAACAGCAACGACCAGGGCAGCGGGCACGGCAGCCUGGUGGAGGCCUACAGUACGGGCGAUCUCGAGCUGGCGGAAAGGGGAUCGAUCUGCGAUCCGAUGAGUGCCGCCACCGUCACCGUCGAGAGACUCAGACCCGAAGUGACCAGUGGUUCCGUGAACGCGAUGAGGGCCGUGCCCUGCACCGCGAUGUUCCCGCCGCCGCCGCCGGAAUUCACCAGCGGCGUUCUGCCCGCUGGAAUCUUCGGCAAUAUAUUCAUUUCGGUGUCCGUGCCGCAGGAUUCCUCGGAUCGCUGUUACCCAGACCUGCUCGACAUUCCGGUUCACGGCGCGAGCAGCGUGGCGAACAAAACGACCGCCGUCGUGGCGGCAGCCACAAGCGUCUCUAGUUUUGCGACGCUACCGCGACGCACACUGCGAUCCACCGAUCUUUGUUCGCCUUACGACAAUAUGGGGCCCCGCGUCACGGCCAACGGAAGUUCCGCGUUCUCGCUGACCGACGUGGACCUACGACUAUCGCCCCCACCCCCGCCGCGAAUCAUCCAACCGCCCCACGAGUUCGUAUCCCUGUAA
Messenger RNA from Colletes gigas, 2345 nucleotides. RefSeq names its product leucine-rich repeat-containing protein 24-like. The transcript is spliced from 3 exons. The record is from RefSeq and is a predicted model, not a curated record. NCBI's taxonomy places the organism in Eukaryota, Metazoa, Arthropoda, Insecta, Hymenoptera, Colletidae. Gene Ontology annotation, molecular function: protein binding. Bases 354 to 2345 code for a protein of 663 amino acids.